AUGCAUUCUUCAAAGGCCCAGAAUAAAAAGAGUAUGUCAAUAGGAGAGUGUUCCUACUUUGGAAUCGCAGGUUUGUUGAGCAUGUCUACAAUUCAAAGCAGUGUGUUUUCAGCUAUACUAGCCUGGCUCACCUUCGUCCCCCUUGCUGUAUUACAUUUGUGCAUUUAUGACAAAUUUCAAAAUUUGAACAAUCACAAAGACACUCUCUGGCUGGCAUACUAUGGAUUACAAUUUGUUUGGUUCCUAGGGAUUAUUAUAGACUUCUAUUCAUGA
Paramecium tetraurelia is the source of this 273-nucleotide messenger RNA. RefSeq lists its product as uncharacterized. The transcript has 2 exons. Bases 1 to 273 code for a protein of 90 amino acids. Lineage: Eukaryota; Ciliophora; Oligohymenophorea; Peniculida; Parameciidae. The record is from RefSeq and is a predicted model, not a curated record.